Messenger RNA from Notolabrus celidotus (New Zealand spotty), 6388 nucleotides. RefSeq names its product regulator of nonsense transcripts 1-like. Bases 291 to 3599 code for a protein of 1102 amino acids. Lineage: Eukaryota; Metazoa; Chordata; Actinopteri; Labriformes; Labridae. Gene Ontology annotation, cellular component: cytoplasm. The record is from RefSeq and is a predicted model, not a curated record. Gene Ontology annotation, biological process: nuclear-transcribed mRNA catabolic process, nonsense-mediated decay. The transcript is spliced from 24 exons. Gene Ontology annotation, molecular function: zinc ion binding; ATP binding; RNA binding.
AGAGUGAGAGCUCCCUGCUCUGAGAUCAGAGUGAGAGCUCUCUCUCUGAGGAUCUUUGUACGACAACCUGCCGUGUGGACGUCACACGUUGAGCCGCGCGUGGAAGUUCGUCACCGCCGUUGGACCUGAAGAGCUCUCGAGGUUCUGAUCGGUUCCAUUUUUGUUUGGGUUCAAAUUAAGACUCCCAGCGACGGCCUGCUGAUCAUUCAUCGACAAACUCACACUCUGAAGGGUUUUAUCGCCUCUUUAACGGAUACCGGAAACACCUAAAGCGAAAGUUGAGAGUCGAGAUGAGUGUGGAGGCGUACGGGCCGAGCUCCCAGACCCUCACCUUCCUGGACACCGAGGAAGCGGAGCUGCUCGGAGCAGACACCCAGGGCUCCGAGUACGACUUCACCGACUUCACCCUCCCGAGCCAGACCCAAACACAAGGCCAGACACAGAGCCAGCUGGACGGCCAGAUUAAUGGUCCUGAUGAGGGUCUGCUAAAUGGAGGUGUGGAUGACCCUGUGGCCAAAGCCAGCCAGCUGUUGGCCGAGCUCAACUUUGAGGAAGAUGAGGAGGACACAUACUACACCAAAGACCUGCCUGUGCACGCGUGCAGCUACUGUGGGAUCCACGAUCCAGCGUGCGUCGUGUACUGCAACACCAGCAAGAAGUGGUUCUGUAAUGGACGUGGCAACACAUCGGGCAGUCACAUCGUUAACCACUUGGUGAGGGCCAAAUGCAAAGAGGUGACGCUGCAUAAAGAUGGGCCGCUGGGCGAGACCGUGCUGGAGUGUUACAACUGCGGCUGUCGCAACGUCUUCCUCCUGGGCUUUAUCCCAGCCAAGGCCGACUCUGUGGUGGUGCUGCUCUGCAGGCAGCCCUGCGCCAGCCAGAGCAGCCUGAAGGACAUCAACUGGGACAGCUCGCAGUGGCAGCCUCUGAUUCAGGACCGCUGCUUUUUGUCCUGGCUGGUGAAGAUCCCGUCGGAGCAGGAGCAGCUCCGGGCUCGUCAGAUCACCGCCCAGCAGAUCAACAAGCUGGAGGAGCUGUGGAAGGACAACCCCAGUGCCACCCUGGAAGACCUGGAGAAACCGGGAGUGGAUGAGGAGCCUCAGCACGUGCUGCUGCGCUACGAAGACGCCUACCAGUACCAGAACAUCUUCGGCCCUCUGGUCAAACUGGAGGCGGACUAUGACAAAAAGCUAAAGGAGUCCCAGACCCAAGACAAUAUAACAGUCAGGUGGGACCUGGGUCUGAAUAAAAAGCGGAUUGCCUAUUUCACACUGCCCAAGACGGAUUCAGGUGAUAUGAGGCUGAUGCAGGGAGACGAGAUCUGCCUGCGGUACAAGGGAGACAUGGCGCCGCUGUGGAAGGGCAUCGGCCACGUCAUCAAAGUUCCUGACAACUACGGGGAUGAGAUUGCCAUCGAGUUGCGGAGCAGUGUUGGAGCACCUGUUGAAAUCCCCCACAACUUCCAGGUGGACUUUGUGUGGAAGUCGACUUCCUUUGACAGGAUGCAGAGCGCCCUGAAGACGUUUGCCGUGGAUGAGACCUCCGUGUCCGGAUACAUUUACCACAAACUGCUGGGUCACGAGGUCGAGGACGUCACCAUCAAGUGCCAGCUGCCGAAGCGCUUCACUGCCCAGGGCCUGCCCGACCUCAACCACUCACAGGUGUACGCUGUGAAGACGGUGCUGCAAAGGCCUCUCAGUCUCAUCCAGGGUCCUCCUGGAACCGGGAAGACUGUCACCUCUGCCACGAUCGUUUACCACCUGUCCCGGCAAGGCAACGGACCGGUCCUGGUGUGCGCUCCCAGUAACAUCGCUGUGGAUCAGCUGACUGAGAAGAUUGACAAGACAGGACUGAAGGUUGUCCGGCUGUGUGCCAAGAGCAGGGAGGCCAUCGAGUCACCGGUGUCUUUCCUUGCUCUGCACAACCAGAUCAGCAACAUGGACAGCAUGCCGGAGCUUCAGAAGCUGCAGCAGCUGAAGGACGAGACCGGCGAGCUGUCCUCCGCUGACGAGAAACGCUACAGAGCUCUGAAACGCACGGCCGAGAGGGAGCUGCUCAUGAAUGCUGAUGUUAUAUGCUGUACCUGCGUCGGGGCCGGUGAUCCACGUCUGGCCAAGAUGCAGUUCCGCUCCAUCCUGAUCGACGAGAGCACUCAGGCCACUGAGCCCGAGUGCAUGGUGCCCGUGGUGCUCGGAGCCAAACAGCUCAUUCUGGUGGGCGAUCACUGCCAGCUUGGUCCUGUAGUGAUGUGUAAGAAAGCAGCCAAAGCAGGUCUUUCCCAGUCCCUGUUUGAGCGCCUGGUGGUCCUGGGGAUCCGGCCGAUCCGCCUGCAGGUCCAGUACCGCAUGCACCCGGCUCUCAGUGCCUUCCCCUCCAACAUCUUCUACGAGGGCUCGUUGCAGAACGGCGUCACCGCAGCUGACCGGAUAAAGAAAGGCUUCGACUUCCAGUGGCCUCAGCCGGACAAGCCGAUGUUCUUCUACGUCACUCAGGGCCAGGAGGAGAUCGCAAGCUCUGGAACCUCCUACCUUAACAGGACGGAGGCUGCCAACGUAGAGAAGAUCACCACCAGGCUGCUGAAGGCCGGAGCCAAGCCGGACCAAAUUGGCAUCAUCACCCCGUACGAGGGUCAGCGCUCAUACCUGGUUCAGUACAUGCAGUUCAGCGGCUCCCUGCACACCAAACUCUAUCAGCAAGUUGAGAUCGCCAGCGUGGACGCCUUCCAGGGCAGAGAGAAGGACUUCAUCAUCCUGUCGUGUGUCCGCGCCAACGAGCACCAGGGCAUCGGCUUCCUGAACGACCCGCGUCGUCUCAACGUGGCGCUGACCAGAGCCAAGUACGGUGUGAUCAUCGUGGGGAACCCCAAGGCCCUCUCCAAGCAGCCUCUGUGGAACAACCUGCUGAACAACUACAAGGAGCAGAAAGUCCUGGUGGAGGGACCCCUCAACAACCUGAGGGAGAGCCUGAUGCAGUUCAGCAAGCCGCGCAAGCUCGUCAACACCAUCAACCCCGGUGGACGCUUUAUGAGCACUGCGAUGUACGACGCCCGUGAGGCGCUCAUCCCUGGCUCAGCCUACGACCGCAGCAAUGCCGCAGGCCGUCCCUCCAACAUGUACUUUCAAACUCACGACCAGAUCGGGAUGAUUGGUGCGGGCCCCGGUCACAUGGCCGCCAUGAAUCUCCCCAUACCUUUCAACCUGGUGAUGCCACCGAUGCCUCCGCCCAGUUACCUCGGCCAGACCAACGGCCCUGCUGCAGGACGUGGAGCCAUGAAGGGUAAACCUGGUCGUGGCGGGCGGCAGAGAGUCCGCGGCUCAGGGGGCCAGGGUCCCGGUCAAGGUAACGGACCAAACAGCCAGGCCAGCCAGGAUGGGGCCUCCCAGUCCUUCUCCCAGGGGCCCCUGACGCAGGGCUACAUCUCCAUGAGCCAGCCUUCUCAGAUGAGCCAGCCCGGUCUGUCCCAGCCUGAGCUGUCCCAGGACAGCUACCUGGGCGAUGAGUUCAAGUCCCAAAUCGACGUGGCUUUGUCCCAGGACUCGACCUACCAGGGCGAACGUGCAUACCAACAUGGCGGGGUGACUGGACUGUCACAGUAUUAGAGUGUCACUUGAUGAAGGGAGCUAGGCUUAAGCUGAGCUUAGUUCAUCAGCUUUUUAAUCUGGGAAAUAAUAAAAACAUAAAAUGGAUACCUGUUUUCCUCUGCUACAACCGAAGCACCACCGAGUGAAAGCGACGGGAUAGCGAAACCAAACCAAUGACCAGCGAGAGAAAUAAGAGGGUAGAAGAAGAAGACGAGGGCGCGAACGGACGGGCAAGAGAGGCCGAGAGAACACGAGAGAGGCAGGGGACCGCUGUCCGGGAAAAGAGAAGGAGGGAAGUCGAGAGAAGAGGAAGAAGGGCAGCGAGUGGUCGAGCUGCUGAGGAAAACGGAGCGGAGAUCUCCAGGGUCUCCAAAUGAGGCUCAACUCCCAACAAAAUAAUCCAGCCAACCCCCUUCAACCCAGCGCCGCCUCCGGGGACGGAAGCAAAGCGGCCUCAUGUUCAGACGGACAUCAGAGCUCACCAGCUGAAUUCGGAGAACUUGUUCUUAAAACGUGCGGGAGGCACGAUCACAGGAAGUCACAAAAACCCCCGUCCUAAAAGCAUUUAGUACUCCACUUGUGUCUUUUAAAUUUGGUUUGUCAUGGGAGGAGAGAGAGGCAACAACAACAAUCUACCGGUGGGCCCCGAAAAACCUCAGCAGCCUCUGAAGGAAGCGACAGUCGACACACACUCUCAAAGAGGAACUGAAAACCCGGUUUCUGUGCUUGGGUCUGGGAUUAAAGAGCCUUGAAAUGAAAACCUUUUCUUGCUUGAGAACCACUGACUCAGUCACGACCUCUUUAACGGGGGCGGUUUCGACCACACAUCAGUGGGGGAGCAGCAACAGGGAUUUCGGACUGUUUUUCAAGGCAUGACGCGACGAUCCCGACGAUAUGGCGAUCUUCAUGGGACAGUUUUUUCUUCUCUGAAUUACCUUUCUUAUCACUGAGCACAAAAUUGCAAAAAAAAAAAAAGUCAUCGAAACUAUCAAACAUGACCAGCAUUGGUGAUUCAACUCAGUGUCAUUUGAUGUUUCAGCGAAGGCUUUUCCUUUCUUUUAAUCGUAUGAAAGCGGGGUUGUUGAUGUCCCACAGUGCUUCAUGACCAGACGUCUUUCUUUUUCUUUCUUUUUUAACACUCUGUACGCUUAGAUUGGCAAAUGCUUGAACGCUUUGCAAAGAUUGAUCCCUCAGGGGAGGGUGUGGACGGUCCACACUCGGCAUACGAAUCCCCUCUUGAGGUGAAUGAAACCAAACAAGAUGAAGGACAGGAGGCGGGGCUUUCAGGCGGUCGUGGCAAUCAAUCCACCACAGGUAAGACGUGGAAAAGGAAGGUGGCUGAGAGAGAGGGAGAGGGAGAGAGAGAGGGUGAGUGUUUCCACAUGUGGGACAGGAGUUGAAGUCAUUGCCAGGGUUGAAAACGUAAAGGGGGGGAUGUGGUGGAUGGUUCAGUUCCAAUAGACACGAUAAAUGUAGGUGUCACUUCACACAGCGUUUAGAUAUCAGAGCAUGCAGCUGACGGUCCGACUGCACAGCCACAUGAGUUUUAAAAUGAUCACAAAGACUUUCACCAAUGAAAUUUAUCUCAACUUCAACCCCGACCCUGUAAUUUAGAACUCUUUGGUUGCUGUGUGAGGUCACGUUUAAUCACACGCGGUUGAUUUCAGUGGAGAAGCCAUCAGAAUCGUUGAGAUGAUGAAACCUGAAUCAGUGCCUAUAACCAAUCACCUUCAGAUGAACAGCUGCAGCACAAGCAUGAAUGUAGUUCAAAUCAAACUACCAGCAUUUAUUAUAAAAAAAAAAAAAACCUUCCACACACCAGAGGGCUCAACAAACCCACAGAAAAGGACUUUUAUUUUUUUAUGGAAACGGGGCCGACGAGCCGAGCAGCUGGGUUGUUUCUCAAAAGGAUGGGCGGAUGAUAAAAAGCCACCUUCCUUCUCUGUGGAGGAAAACAAACGGAGGCUGGUAGACUUUCUUUUUUUUGUUUUUUUUCCUUCUGUGGAUUUUUUUGAUUUGUGCAAAAAGCUGUUUAGCCUGCGUUGUGUUUCAUGUAGAGUUCCUCUGAGAUUUACAUGGAUUCUUUAAACCUUCCUCCUGAAGAACUUUGUGAACCUUGAGUUGAUCCAAACAUAGCUUUUGUCAGACAGUUUGCUGCUUUGUGCGUCAUUCUUUUCGUUUCUCUAGGUGUUAUUUAGCCAUCGUGUGUGGAUUUACUAAAAGUGUGUUUUUGUAGCGACUAACUGACUACAGGAAUGAGGCAGACACUUUCUCUCCGUUAGUUUUCUAUCUUCUCCUCCAACUGUCUGAGGGAGCGUAGUUUGUUUUUUAACUCUUCCAGAGAAGCUACUUUCUGACCACAGUAAGAAUGUACUUCACUGUCGUUUCUAUCCCUCUUGUUUCAGCAGUCAUGUGACAAUCAUGUUGCGAGUACAUGUCGCCAUGUUUAAUUGACUUAGAGAAUAGAUGUUUCGUUGACAUUGUGCAAAAAAAAAACCCCUCCCCGUUCCACUGAAACCUGACAUGUUAUAGCUUUAAAACCUGCUGCCGUAAUGUUAUUGCUGUGGUGUUUUUUUUCCAUCUUCUGAGCCACCUUGAGUUGCAACAUGAGCAGUGAUCAUUGAAGACGUGACUCAGCUGUAUAUUAGUCAUUCAACCCUUGACUCUCGAUGUCAGACGGCUGAGAUGAAUUUGAAGAGAGAGCUCAAUGCGAUGUAAAUAAUUUGUCUCAUUUGCAGUGAAGUUUCAUCACAACAUGGUUGUUUCUUGUCAAACUGAAUCAAUAAAGGCUUUCGAUUUGACCACUU